AUGGAUCAAAGCUUGCUAGAAGAAUGGAUAAAACUAAACAGAUCUUCUGUUUUUAUUGAAGAAUGGUGGAACUUGAAUGAGGAGCCAAUGUUAAAAUUCAUUGAGAGAAUCAAGAAUGAGCAGCAACCAAUAGUCAUUUCAAACAAAACUUAAUUUGAACAAAGAGAGUCCUCCUUAUUUGAGCUGGUAAAAAACUUCAUAACCCAGAAUAAGGAAGCUUCUCUUAUUGAUUCUUAGCUCUCAAAGUAUUUCUACAUUGCUCUAAAGUAGCUCUAAUUUCAUCAAUAAUAAAUGAUUUAUCACGGAGAUAUCAACCCUAUGAACAUAAUGAUUUCAGAAAACUCUCUUGAUUUCAAAAAUUAUCAAUCUUCCUUCAUAAUCGAUGAUGCUCAAAUGUAUUAAUUAAAAAGCAUGAAUGAGAUAUAUUCGAAUGAGGAAAUCAUUUAGACAUUUAAAAACAAUACUUAUGUUGAUAAGGAAAAACUGUUUGAAAUGGAUAAAUCUAGUCUCAUCAGAAUUUUCGAAAUAAUUGAAAGCAUAUUUUAAAAAUAGGGGAUAUAGUUAAUCAUAAUCUAAGAAAUUAUUGAAGUUUUGAAUGAAGAAAAUCGAUAUUUUAAUGUCAUAGACUAUAUCGGAAAUUUUGUGCUUAGUAAUAAUUUGAUUUUUACCGCUUAUUAAAAAAAUGCUCAAAUAACCUAAGAAGUGCUUCAAAAAUUAGUUAAAGUUGAUGAAUUUGAGGAAGAGAAAAAUAGCUUACAAAAUAGAAAUUUUACCUAUAAAGUAAAAGUACUAAAUUUUAAGACCAAAAUGAUACAAGAAACAUUUUUAAUUUCGUCAAAUACCCCACUCAAAUAAUAGUAAAUAAGCAAUUUAAGCUUAAAGUUGAGCAAGGUUGAUAAUUCAAUAAAGUCUUUGCAAAUUUUGACAGGCAAUGAGACCAAUAUUUCGAGAUUAAUUAUUGCUUUUGAUGAAGAUGAGUUUAUAACAAAAAUUAAUUUUGACAUUGAAAAUCUUACUAUUCAUACAAACAGAAAAGCUUUUGUUAUAGUUGAAGGAAAGAUAGUAAAGAAACUUAAAUUCUUAGAAGAUGAAUCGAAAAAACCAUUGUGUCAAGUCUUUACUUUUGAACUGAAUGAAUGCUUUUAUCUCUGCACAGUCUAGAAAUACAAAUAGUAAAAUAAAAAUAUAAAAUAAAGACAAGAACCUCAGAAAAGAAGAAAAAUAUGA
Molecule: messenger RNA, 1227 nt
Organism: Stylonychia lemnae
Lineage: Eukaryota; Ciliophora; Spirotrichea; Sporadotrichida; Oxytrichidae
Source: the annotation of a GenBank genome assembly